AGUUGCAAUGUCUCGCUGGUGCGGUAAAGUGGCCUUGAUAACCGGCGCUAGCGCUGGCAUAGGAGCCUCAAUCAGCACCAAACUCGUCGAAGACGGCCUCCAGGUGGUGGGGCUGGCCCGUCGUUCGGACAAACUCCAAGAGCUCGCCUCUCGACUCCAAAACCUCCCCGGCAAAUUUCACCCAAUUAUGGCCGACGUCACCGUCGAAGAGGACAUCAUGGCGGCCUUCACCUGGGUCAAGACCCAUCUCGGGACCCUCCACAUCCUCGUCAACAACGCCGGGAUCGCCAAACCGGCCAGCUUGAUCGAUGGACCAACCGAAAUUUUUAAAAAAAUUCUAGACACUAACGUCCUCGCCCUCACUGUUACCACAAGAGAAGCGGUUAAGUUGAUGAGGGAAAACGGAGGUGAGGGUCACGUGGUUCAUGUUAACAGUGUGGCAGGUCAUCGAGUAACGGAUAUUCCGCUCAUGAAUGUUUAUUUUGCCUCAAAGCAUGCGGUAACAGCGUUGGCCGAGACUUUGAGGCUGGAUUUGAGGAGAGAGGGGAGUAGGAUUAGAGUCACAAGUUUAAGUCCAGGUUUGGUCGAAACUGACAUUAUUCGAUGUUUUGACGGAAAUCAGCAACUGGCGAAGGUGAUAGAAAUGGCCCCAAAGUUGCACCCUGAGGAUAUCGCCAACGCGGUUUCGUACGUUUUGGAGACACCUCCCCAUGUACAAGUCACAGAACUAACAAUUAGACCUACCGGUUCUCUUUAAAAUUUUGUUUUGUGCUAAUUUUUUGUAGGACUGAACAAAAUAAAGUUGUUUUUAACAGA
Messenger RNA from Tribolium madens (black flour beetle), 816 nucleotides. RefSeq names its product farnesol dehydrogenase-like. NCBI's taxonomy places the organism in Eukaryota, Metazoa, Arthropoda, Insecta, Coleoptera, Tenebrionidae. The record is from RefSeq and is a predicted model, not a curated record. The transcript has 3 exons. The coding region runs from base 8 to 757 and encodes 249 amino acids.